CUCGUCCUCCCCCUUCCGGUCGGCCAGGAGGCUUCUUCCGCCCCACGAGUGUUCUGCGCGAGUCGCCUGAUAAGCGACCGCCGCUCGGGGAGGGAAGGUGCCGGCGCGCGGAGUCCGAGGCCAGCCCGCGAGGACGUCGCCAUGCCUAAAGCACCAAAGGGAAAGAAUGUGGGACAGGAAAAAAAAGUCAUCCAUCCAUAUAGUAGAAAAGCAGCUCAGAUUACGAGAGAGGCCCACAGGCAAGACAAAAAGGAAAAAUUGAAAAAUGAAAAGGCACUGCGUCUCAACCUUAUUGGUGAAAAACUGCAGUGGUUUCAAAAUCAUCUCGAUCCCCAAAAAGUACGAUAUUCAAAGAGAGCCGCUUGCAACUUAAUUGAAAGGUAUCUGAGUCGGUUCAACGACGAGCUGGAGCAGAUAGAGCUGCAGAAUGACGUCAGGGCCAGGCAGGGGAGGCGGCAUUGCGCACGAGAGGCGGCCAUCAGGCAGACGGUGCAGCGCGAGCGACAGCAGUUCCAGGGCUAUGGCUUCGGGUGUGCAACAGCCACCAGGAGAAAAAUGGGAUUCGGCGCUUACAGGUUCUGGCUGGCAGAAUGGGCCCUGGGGCCCUGCCUCAGCUACAGCCCCCGAGAUUCCAGACAUCUUAAAUGCAAGUAAUCUGAAGAUUUUCAGGGAAUGGGAUUUUGAUCUGAAGAAGUUGCCAAAUAUUAAAAUGAGGAAGAUUUGUGCUAAUGAUGCACUGCCUAAGAAGUGCAAGCGGAGAACGGAUCCAGCCAUAGACAGAGACUUGGGGGAGCUGGAACUGAAAGAUGAGUCCAGUGACAGUGACACGGACCAGGAGAUGACCGCAGUGGAGUGAUUGUCCUUCCUUAAGCUGCAGAUGAUUGGAGAACCUCAUGUUACACUUGAAUCGAUUAUGGAAAAUAGUUGUCUAGAUACAAGAAUUCCUUAUUAACUCAUUCUCUUAAAUGACAAGAAUCCGUUUGCAGUUUCAAAAACAGUAUUACGAUUUUUACUUAAAAAUGAGCAUUGCUUUUCUUAUACAUUAGGAUGUUGGACUAGGUAGGAGUGAUCUCUCUGAAUCUCUGAGCUGAAUGAACAGUAUGAAUGAGGACAAACGUGUUGUACUUUUCCCCUAACAUUUGCUUGGAAUAACCUAAUCUCACACUUAGGGCCGUGGCAGCAGCUACUGAAGGUUACUGUGGAUACCUCUUGAGCAGUGGUGAUGGCAGAAUUGCCUUUUAGUAGUGAGGUUUCAUUAUUCUUCCUCUUACAUUAAUCUGUUUUCUUUCCUUGUGAAGGGGAAUAUGUGAUAUAGAAUUUAUAUACACAUAUGGGUUGUACAUUGCUUUUAUUUAUUGCCUUUGAGCCAGAGUUAGUUAAAUGGUUAAAAACAAAAUCAAACAGGAGUCCUUGUUAUGUAGAGCUCCUGUGCUUAAACUGUUAUCUUGAUAAAGGGGAUAAAUGGUUUCAGGUUAGCUCUUUUGAUUUCUAUAUUAUUUUUUACUUUCUCAUUGUGAAAAAUGAUAGGUUGUUUUUUGUGGAAACAGCAAGAUUAUAGAAAAGUAGUUAUUUCAGUUGUGUUAUUUUUUUCUUCUAAAAGAUAAAUUAAAUUGACAUAUAGCUCAGUAUUUCCAGUAUCAUGAAAAAACAUGAAUGUGCAGAAUGUUCCUCACAGAACUUGAGAAAUGCAAGUAUCUUUUAGUCUUUUUAUAAAGAAUGCAAUGGAAGUGUAUUUGAGUAUUUUCAAGGAAAAAAAAGUUUUAUGAGGUAACUGAGUAUCACUAAGCCUUACUAACAGUUUUUUACUUUAGAAAAUUAAAAAUAAAACAUUUCUAUAAUUUCA
This is a messenger RNA of Sus scrofa (pig), 1843 nucleotides long. The record is from RefSeq and is a predicted model, not a curated record. NCBI's taxonomy places the organism in Eukaryota, Metazoa, Chordata, Mammalia, Artiodactyla, Suidae.